UUUUGUGCGCAGAUCGACAACAAGUUUUGCCCUGCGAACAACUAGUCGCCAAAAAUCGUUCCCCGAGGAAAGCCGUGUGUGUGAUUCUUCGAGCCGCAAGGUCACGGUUGUUCGCCUUAACUAAGUGAAGCAGUCAGGAAUUGGGUCCACUUAGAGACUGUUUCUUCAGUGAUAUAAGAGUAAGUUUGCAGAUAUGGCUUUUCGCGUGCUAUCGUUUUCCAACAGCUUGAAGCACUCGGUGCAGAUCAGCGAACUACUGGCACGAUCCUUCUGCAGCGGUCCGAAGAAUGUCGGCUUCAUCGGACUGGGCAACAUGGGCACACCUAUGGCCAGUAACCUGAUGGCAAAGGGUCACAAGCUGCACGUCUUUGACAUCUCGGCGGACGCGAAAGAUGGCCUGAAGGCCAAAGGUGCCACCACCUACGACAAUGUUUCGGAUUUGGCCAAAGCGUCGGACUUCGUUGUGACCAUGCUGCCCAACAACGACAUCGUGGCCGAUACCUACGACACUAUCCUGUCCGGCGGAAUCAACACCAGCACGAUGUUCAUCGAUUCCAGUACCAUCGAUCCGAACGUGGCGAAGGCGGUGCAGAAGAAAAUCAAAGCAGCCGGUGCAAGUUUUGUCGAUGCUCCGGUGUCCGGUGGUGUGCCCGGAGCCAAGAACGCCACCCUAACCUUUAUGGUUGGAGGUACACAGGAAGAGUAUGAACGCGUGAAGGCGCUGCUCGAAGGUAUGGGCAAAAAGAUUACCCAUUGCGGCAGCUACGGAAUGGGCCAAGCGGCCAAGGUGUGCAACAAUAUGAUGCUCGGUAUUUCCAUGUGUGGUUUGGCAGAAUGCAUGAAUCUGGCUAUCAGACUCGGAUUAGACGCCAAAGUAUUCGCUGACAUUAUCAACGCCUCCACCGGUCGUUGCUGGGCGUCUGAAGUCAAUAACCCCGUGCCCGGACUGAUCCCAACGGCACCAGCGGCGAAUCAGUACGCCGGAGGCUUUGCAACUGGUUUGAUCACCAAAGAUCUGGGAAUUGCAUCCGCAGUAGCAACGACAUCCAACACUCCGAUUCCUUUGGGAGCCCUUACGCAUCAGAUCUACCGCACGUUGAUGGCUAAAGGACUUGCCAAUAAGGACUUUUCCGUGGUUUAUGACUUCAUCAAAAACAACGACAAAGCUUGAUUCGAUCACGACAUUGCGUAAGGGUUUCUUCAAAGCUGUACGUCUUCCAGAAAUUGCAUUUAACGUCGGUAUCCUUGUUUGAAAGGAUAUGUGUAACAUUUUAUUCAUCCAAUAGAUUCUAAUAAACAGCAAAACAAGUUUGCCAAAUCUUCUAAAA
Wyeomyia smithii (pitcher-plant mosquito) is the source of this 1328-nucleotide messenger RNA. Its product is annotated as probable 3-hydroxyisobutyrate dehydrogenase, mitochondrial. Gene Ontology annotation, cellular component: mitochondrion. NCBI's taxonomy places the organism in Eukaryota, Metazoa, Arthropoda, Insecta, Diptera, Culicidae. The transcript has 3 exons. Gene Ontology annotation, molecular function: NAD binding; 3-hydroxyisobutyrate dehydrogenase activity; NADP binding. Gene Ontology annotation, biological process: L-valine catabolic process. The record is from RefSeq and is a predicted model, not a curated record. Bases 194 to 1171 code for a protein of 325 amino acids.